AUGAGAUUCACAAAGAGUUCUAGUCUGGCAUUACUAUGGUCUCUCGGCCACGCCCAAGAUUGUCCCACCGGCUCCGGCGUCGGCAUGAUUGUGGCCCGCGCAUCGACCGAGGCUCCGGGUACUGGCAUCAUUGGCGCCGUGGCCGAUGAUGUAGCGGCCCAGGUUCCCGGUUCAACCAUCACGGCGGUCGACUACCCGGCGACGCUCCAAGACUAUCAGUCUUCCGAAGGCAAGGGCGUUGCCGCCAUGACCCAGCUCGUCCAGAACUUCACCACGAGCUGUCCUGGGGCCAAGAUGGUGCUCAUGGGGUAUUCUCAGGGUGCUCAAGUCACGAUGGAUGUGCUGUGUGGUACUUCCGAGACGGGAUUCGCCACGACCUCUGCGGUGGCUUCAGACAAUGUCGCGGCCGUAGUCUUGAUGGGCGACCCUAGCAAUACUCCCAAUCAGACAUUCAAUGCUGGCACAGCACAAAACGCAGGGCGCUUCCCACGACAAGACAUAAUGUCUUGCGGUGCUGUAACCGACCGCAUCGCCUCGUUCUGCAACACGGGGGAUCUAUUCUGUGAUAGUGGUAACAGUCUACAAGUACACUUGAGCUACGUCCAGACAAACGGGCCGGAUGCGACCAGCUUUGUCUUGUCAAAGGUCCAGGGUACAACAUGA
This is a messenger RNA of Pestalotiopsis fici W106-1, 663 nucleotides long. RefSeq lists its product as uncharacterized. The transcript is spliced from 4 exons. The record is from RefSeq and is a predicted model, not a curated record. NCBI's taxonomy places the organism in Eukaryota, Fungi, Ascomycota, Sordariomycetes, Amphisphaeriales, Sporocadaceae. The coding region runs from base 1 to 663 and encodes 220 amino acids. Gene Ontology annotation, molecular function: hydrolase activity.